This is a messenger RNA of Myotis davidii, 2464 nucleotides long. It is a transcript of the gene DENND1B, whose product is annotated as DENN/MADD domain containing 1B. Lineage: Eukaryota; Metazoa; Chordata; Mammalia; Chiroptera; Vespertilionidae. The record is from RefSeq and is a predicted model, not a curated record. Gene Ontology annotation, molecular function: phosphatidylinositol phosphate binding; guanyl-nucleotide exchange factor activity. Gene Ontology annotation, cellular component: nuclear speck; intracellular membrane-bounded organelle; cytosol. The transcript is spliced from 21 exons. Gene Ontology annotation, biological process: endocytosis; T cell receptor signaling pathway; endocytic recycling. Bases 1 to 2376 code for a protein of 791 amino acids.
AUGGUGAUUCCUGGUUACUUCCUGUGCCCCCAACCCACCCCUACAGCCCCAGACUACCACUGUUCUGAGUUCCAUCACAAGGUAGCCGAGGGCACGGCCAACCCAGUGGGGACAGCAGAGCAGGAGGACGAAGACUCCCGAGCCCUCAAGGAGGAUGAAGUCCUGAAGAGCGUGCCCAAGUUCUGUUUCCCCUUCGACGUCGAAAGGGUGUCUCAGAACCAAGUGGGGCAGCACUUCGCCUUUGUGCUGACGGACAUCGAGAGCAAGCAGAGAUUUGGCUUCUGCAGACUCACCUCCGGCGGCAGGAUCUGCUUAUGCAUGGGUGCCUAUUAUUUUUGCAGCUACCUGCCAUGGUUUGAAGUCUAUUACAAGCUUCUAAAUACGCUGGCGGAUUACUUGGCUAAGGAACAGGAGAAUGAUUUGAAUGCAGUUCUCACAGCGCUCUAUAACCACCCCGUCCCCAAGGCAAACAGCCCUGUCAAUCUGAGUGUGAACCAAGAGCUAUUUAUUGCCAGUGAGCAAGUUCUGAGAGAUCAGCCCUCCCUAGCACCGCACUCCUACUUCAUCGCCCCCGACGUAACCGGACUCCCAACCAUCCCCGAGAGUAGGAACCUCACCGAGUAUUUCGUGGCCGUGGACGUCAGCAACAUGCUCCAGCUGUACGCCAGCAUGCUGCACGAGCGGCGCAUCCUCAUCACCUCCAGCAAGCUCAGCACCUUGACUGCCUGCCUGCACGGAUCGGCCGCGCUGCUCUACCCCAUGUUCUGGCAGCACAUCUACAUCCCCGUGCUGCCGCCGCACCUGCUGGACUACUGCUGCGCUCCGAUGCCGUACCUGAUUGGAGUACACUCCAGCCUCAUAGAGAGAGUGAGGAACAGAUCGCUGGAGGACGUGGUGAUGUUAAACGUGGACACGAACACUUUGGAGUCCCCGUUUCACGACUUGGACAACCUCCCCAGUGACGUGGUCUCAGCCCUGAAGACGAAGCUGAAGAAGCAGUCCACGGCCACGGGGGACGGGGUGGCCCGGGCCUUCCUCAGGGCGCAGGCCGCUCUGUUCGGAUGCUACCGAGACGCGCUGAGAUACAAACCCGUGAGCCUGCCUUCCUUUACUCUGAGGAGAGCUAUGACGAUGAACCCAUCCGACUCUCUUCCAUUUCAGUUCAUCGACGGGCGGCUGGUGAAACUGAACUCAGGAAAGGGCUUCUCCGACGCCUUCGAGGAGGAGAUCACCUCCGGGGGCUUUUCUGGAGGGAGCCCGAGGUCGUAUCAGCAGUGGGUACACACGGUCAAGAAAGGAGGCGCCCUGUUCAACUCCGCGAUGACCAGAGCGACCCCCGCGGUGCGGACAGCGUAUAAAUACGCAAAAAGCCACGCCAAGCAGGGCAUCAAGGAAGUGAAGAGCAAGCUGAAACACAAGGAGACGGAGGACGACUGUGGGGCCUACUCCGGUUUUGUGCAGUACACCCCGGUCUACACCUUACACAACGACCAGGGGCCAAGCCGGGAGAAGCGCAGGCUCACCCAGGCACGCUUACACAGGCCCCUCAAGAGCCUCGAUGAUGGAGCGCCGUGUGAGGACGAGGACGAGGACAUGGACCGGGCCAGCAAGCUGUCCUCGGAGGACGGAGAGGAGGCCGCGGCUUAUUCCUACGAAAGCGAUGACUCGGUGGAGACACGAGGGAAGACACUGUACUCGGGGGAGAUGGACCUGCUGGGCGAGAUCCUGGACACGCUGAGCACCCACAGCUCGGACCCGGGCAAGCUGGCGGCGGCCAAGAGCCUGGACUUCUUCCGCUCCAUGGACAACAUCGACUACCCGCCCGCGAAUAAAUCCAAUGCCCCGAGCGAGGACAACCUGGCGGCCCUCUGUGGCGGGUCCGGGGACCAAGGCGACUGGCACCGGGGCCAGGACGACAGCGCCCUCCACGGCCGACACCUCCCCCCAUCCCCCAGGAAGCGGGCCUGCUCCAGCUGCGCCACGGGCUCGCUCUUCAGCCUGAAGGAGGAGAACAGUGCCAGGCCCCUCGACGGGGCCCCCGGGAGCAGCCCUCAUGGGGCAGACCAGCUGGCCUCCCCCUCUGAGCUGGGUGUCCUUCGGGCUCCUCCGGACGCUGCCCGGACUGAGGAAGGGAAAGCAGACAAGGAGGAAACACUAAGCCAGGCCCCAGACGAUCUGCUGAUCCCCAGCCUCGAGCGCCGGCCGUCCUCCUCGGUCCCGUGGGAGAAGGAAGGGAACGGCGGCCAGGGGGCUCCGGGAGACCCUGGGCCGCUCCACGAAGCCGCGUCGCUGUGCCCCGCGGCGCCCGCCUUCCAGCCCGACGGGAACGUUCUGGGGGGAAGCACGAGUGGAAACCAGGCCUCCGUCAAGAACUGAGGGACAGCCUCGGGCGUCCACACGUCUCGGGAGACACUGGAGGGUCCCGCGGGACCGUGCAGUAAACAGUUACUUGUAGGCAUGGCAA